This is a messenger RNA of Cataglyphis hispanica, 1299 nucleotides long. Its product is annotated as DNA mismatch repair protein Mlh3-like. Gene Ontology annotation, cellular component: mismatch repair complex. The record is from RefSeq and is a predicted model, not a curated record. The coding region runs from base 1 to 1299 and encodes 432 amino acids. The transcript is spliced from 6 exons. Gene Ontology annotation, molecular function: ATP-dependent DNA damage sensor activity; ATP binding; ATP hydrolysis activity. NCBI's taxonomy places the organism in Eukaryota, Metazoa, Arthropoda, Insecta, Hymenoptera, Formicidae. Gene Ontology annotation, biological process: mismatch repair.
AUGUCUUUGAAAGGAAAAAAAGUUGUUACGAUUGGUGUUAAAAGAAAGAGAAUUACAUCAACAAUUGUAACCAACAAACGACAUAAUAAUGAAAAUAAUAAUAUAACGCCAACAACUUUCACUAAUCUUGCGACAACAAAUGAUUUCAUCAAAUCUCGCAAAAUUUGUAAUUAUCAUGAUGGUAAUGACAAUGAUUUCGGAAACAUGAUUUCUCCUCUUUCCGAAUGGUCCAAUUGGAGUUAUCAUACCAAUAAUAGAGAAUGUAAUUCUGCGAAAAAUAUAUCCGAUAAAUUUUCCAAGAAGGAUAUACGUUUUCAACGGCUUUUUAACUAUACUGAUCAAUUUCAUUUUUUGCCACGAAAAUUGCACGGUCUUUUACGCCAUCGUCACGUUAAAUUAACAAACGUGAAAUGCAUUAACAGUCCUAAUAAUACGAUUUCGCCUGCAGAAAACUGGCGAGACGAACAAACAGCGGUGCAUCCUUGUAAUUUGAAGCGAAAACUAUGUGAAUUUAAAUUGUCACGUAUCUCAUUAAAGAGCAUAAAAAUCAUUAAUCAAGUUAAUGACGAAUUUAUUGCUGCGUGGAUGAUGUACGACGAAAUGAAAAUUCUAUUAAUGAUAGAUCAACAUGCCGUCCACGAGAGAAUACGUUACGAAAAUUUACUUUUUAAAUACAAGGGACAGGACGAAGACGAAUUGCUCUCCAUCAACUUGCGCAAUCCUCUGACCAUGAAAAUUUCUACAAAGACACGCGAUUUACUCCUACGCCGUAAAAUGUUACUGAAAAAGUACGGAAUAAAUUUAGGGUCGUUAAAGGAAAAUACAAAACUGCUAAUACGCACGAUACCGCAAUGCUUGGUUACGAAUAAUAAUGAUCGUUACAAUAGCGAAAAAAUAUUGCCGAAGAUUUAUAGUUUAUUAAAUGACAUACUCAAAAACUGUAGUACAACAAGUCGUGCAAACACAUUACCACUAACUAUCCAUAACGCUAUAGCAUCGGAAGCUUGUCAUGGUGCCAUCAAAUUUGGUGAUAAACUAACCCUGGAACAGUGUACAUAUCUUAUGAAAUUGCUGAACUUUACAAAGUUUCCGAAUCGAUGCGCACAUGGACGACCAACUAUAAUACCUGUGAUGGAACUUUCGGAAUUAGAAAAAAGGAGCGCCAGGAUAUCUGAGGUACGUGUAAUAUCCGAUGAUUGCAUUUUUUCCAAUCUUUAUUACAAAGAUAAAUUUAUAUAUGAUUCGAGAUUACGUCACAUUUCUUUUCUAAUAAUUUUAAUUCAUGUAUACAUUACAUAG